AUGGCAACGAUUAAAGUUAUGUACAAUUCUAUAGCUCGUCGCUUUACCAUUUCACCCGACUCUACUUGGAUCAAUUUGGAAUUACAAUUAAGAAAUCUUUUCCAAAUUCCAAAUGUUCCAUUAAACAUCUCUUACACUGACGAUGAGGGAGAUGUGAUUACCAUUUCUAGCGAUUUAGAACUUCAAGAAGUUCUUUCACAACACUCUGCCGGCAAUGCUAUUAAACUCAUGUUAACUACUAACAACGAAAAAGAUGAUAAUGCAGAAAUAAAAAUACAUGAACCAGAAUUUCGUCCUAAUUCGGAACUUGAUUCACGACCUCCUUCGUAUUAUCGUCACGUGACAGUAACUGAUGAAGAUGAAUUCUUCGUUAAUGAUGACAAAAAGACCACUGGACAUUCUGAAACCACCAAAGAAUCUUCUGAAGAUACCAAAGUUAAAGACUCUUCUGAAUGUACCAAAGCUAAAGAAUCAUCUGAAGGUACCAAAGCUAAAGAAUCUUCUGAAGAUGCCGAAGAACAUAAUCUUACUCGAAUUAUUUUCUUGAUCCGCCAUCCCCGGGGACGUUCCUGUUAUUAUGGCCCUCGAUUUGGUCUUUGUCCUUUUGGAUACAAUAGUUUUUCAAAUUUUUAUCAAAAUCCCUUUUAUGGUUAUCCCUACACUAGCUUUGUGUCUAUUAGUCCUCAAUGUUCUGGUUCAUUUAGUAAAUGUAGUCAAUCUACUAAAGCAAAUAACUAUUGUUCUGAUAAAAAAUCUUGUAAUAAUGCUUCUAAUUCGGAAUGUCGUCGGGGUUAUACUGCUUUCCGAAACUGCCACAACCGUCAACUUUCUGCCGAACAAUUAUCUGAAAAAAUUAAGACCUUAAAUUCCAUGGGGUUUUCGUCAGAUAAUAAUGAAAAAUAUGAGGAUUUGUUAAGACGGUAUCACGGAAAUAUUAAUCGGGUUAUUGAUAUUUUAUUUAGAGAACAAGAAGAAAAUGGUAAAGCUUCAAGUUCAAAAAUUAAUGAGACUAAUAAGACGAAGGAUACAUCUCGAGAAAAUGAAGAGGUUUUGUCUUCUUCUCCAGUUAUGGUCGAAAUCAACUCUGAAAAUCAACCUUAUGCCUUGUAG
This is a messenger RNA of Cetraspora pellucida, 1110 nucleotides long. The record is from the annotation of a GenBank genome assembly. Lineage: Eukaryota; Fungi; Glomeromycota; Glomeromycetes; Diversisporales; Gigasporaceae.